AUGUCUUCCGCCGCAGCGGUCGACUCCGCUCCGGGACAGUCCUCCUCCCAACAAGAACCAAUAUGUUAUAACUGCGGCACUCGGGGCCAUUGGGUUGUCGCUUGUCCAGAGCCUACUAGGGAUGUGCCUGCUCCUUCCAGCGGGCUUCAACGAUGGCAGUCUCAGCACCAGGAAGGUCAUUCGUCGGAUCGCAACGCUGCCUCCCAUGAUAAAAAGGGGCCCGUUGUCACUCGGUAUCCGUUGCCUCCUAGCCAAGGCCCUACCAUCACAAGAUACGGUCCUCCGCAACCACCGGCGUAUCCCCCUGGUGCACCACCGCCGCCGUCGAUCCAAGCUUAUCCUCCGGCCUCUUUUCCACCACCACCACCACCGCCGCCGCUACCAACAUAUUCCGGGAGUUACCAUCCCCCGCCGCCGGCUGUGUAUGGCCAGUUCCCGCCGGCUGUACCACCGCCUCCGUCGCAGUACGCACCGCAGCCUCCUUACGGACAGCCGCAAUAUCCUCCUCCGUAUCCCCCAUCCAACUACUACCCGAACGGCGUUCCCCCUCCCCCGCCUGGGGCUUAUCCUCCGCAACCCUAUUCUCAACCGGGUCCACCGCUUCCCGUGCCGCCGCCUCCUGUACCACCUCCCUAUCCUAGUAGCUACAGUGGGCCACCGCAGCCGGAAUACCAUUACUCACCAGGUCAGAACCCUACGUAUCCUCCUCCUACCGGGUGGGUACCACCGCCAUUUGCUCCUCCCCACUUACCGCCCCCUCCUCCAUCCAAUUCUGGCGCAAACAAGCAUCGUGGCAAGAGACAGAAUCAAGGCCCGAAGCAUUCAAAUGCGCAAAGAGAUAGACACGACAGGCACAACAGAGAUGAAGGGAACGACAGAGUCGACAGGUUUGACCGCCAUGACCGGUAUGAUAGGUCGGACAGGUUUGACAAACGUGAUCGAGAUGACGGUUUUGAAAGGGGCGAACGGCUCGACAGAAUCGAUCGCUUUGAGCGAAAUGAUAGGAACCAAAGGCCUGAGAGGCACGACCGGCCCGCGAGGUUCGAGAGAGCCGAGAGGAACGACAGGAAUGACAGGCGUCGAAAUGUGAAUGAUUCAGAGGACCGAGCCGGACCUGGGCGACAAGAACGCCGAAAGGAGCCACGAACAGUCCAGCCUGAGCGAACUUCCAAGCCCACAAAUUCCAAGACAGCGGUUCCCGAGCCCAAGGAGGAUGUAGGAAACGGUGAAUGGGAUCCAGCAUCUGAAAAGGAUAUGCAGCGCAUUUUUCCUGAACUUGACGUCAAGCCGGCGGAUCCGGUCGGAAUUCCUCUACCUGCGACUUACACGGAUGAUCCCACGAUUCCGCCUGCAUACAAUGCCAAAUGCGUCAAGUCUCUUUAUUUCAACGAUCAAAAUGAAAAGGAGUUUGCCUUCUCGGUCCGGGAGACAUCUUUCUGGUCUGUUCUUAAGCUAGACCCUGUCUUUAAGUUCUACCCGGGGAUGAUCAGGAAGCGCAUCGGCGAGCAUGAGUACACGACUCAUAUAAUAUCUGCGCCUCCUCAUCCAGAAGCCAAGUUGAAGCUUCCACCGAAAUUUACAAUCUCUCGGAACCAACCAAAAGAGACGCCGGAAAUUGAUCGAUAUCGCCCACGACCUGACCAGCACCGUGAUUUCUCGCCCAAACGUUCCGCCCCUCGUGACCAACCACCAUCCGGAUUUGACCGAGCACACCGAUGUUAUCAGCAACACCCAAAGCGGCCUCUGGACGACACUUUUGACGGACGUGAUCGUGAUCCCAGGGAUGCAAAGCGGCUCAGACAGAGUCUGGACACUCCUGACCGGGGUCAUGGCCGUGAUGCCAAUCCACCACCUCCUCGCAGACCCUCUCCAAAUCCCAGGUAUAAUUUCAGUGCCGAUCCCUGGUCGCCACAGGCUGGUGAGACGAAGGUCCCAUCAAUCGACCAUCGCUAUAAUAGGGACACAUACUACGACAAUAGGUCUUCGUCGUCCAGAGACGACAGAGACAAGGAGAGAGGGAGAGAGCGACCAUCCCAGUAUGCGGACAUGCGCCACGACAGCGGCUACCACAGCAGUCGUAGCCGCUCGCAGGAGCGCAAACCCCGGAGAUCCUUCUAUCGCGAUGAUUACAGGGAUCGGGACAGGGACAGAGACAACCGACCGCUUUCGGGGCCAUACCAGCAGAGGAAAAGGACGCGGUCUCGCAGCCGCAGCCGUAGUCCGGCUUCGUCUUACCUCUCUCCAGCAAGAAGCAUUGCAAAGCGCAGUCGCUCCGCUAGCCGUGGUCGUAGCUUGACUCGUAGUAGGAGCCGUAGUCGCAGCAGAAGCGAACGCAGCGAAUCCCCCCUCACGGCGCUGGAUAAGGAGCUGCUGGGUUUGACCGACGAGCCUAAUGAGCCCGUGAAGUCAAAGGUGGUUCCCAAGAAGGUGGCGCCGAGGGUCAAGGUUGCUGCGGCUUUUGGUCGCCGUUGGUGA
This is a messenger RNA of Neurospora tetrasperma FGSC 2508, 2475 nucleotides long. RefSeq lists its product as uncharacterized. The transcript is spliced from 3 exons. Gene Ontology annotation, molecular function: nucleic acid binding; zinc ion binding. Bases 1 to 2475 code for a protein of 824 amino acids. NCBI's taxonomy places the organism in Eukaryota, Fungi, Ascomycota, Sordariomycetes, Sordariales, Sordariaceae. The record is from RefSeq and is a predicted model, not a curated record.